Molecule: messenger RNA, 2943 nt
Organism: Mya arenaria
Lineage: Eukaryota; Metazoa; Mollusca; Bivalvia; Myida; Myidae
Product: store-operated calcium entry-associated regulatory factor-like
Exons: 8
Coding region: 177-1334 (385 amino acids)
Biological process (GO): regulation of store-operated calcium entry
Cellular component (GO): endoplasmic reticulum membrane
Source: RefSeq, a predicted model, not a curated record
UAGAGCUUAACCUCGCGUUAAUCGAUGAUGAAAUAUUCUUAGUCAUCAAAAUUGCUAAACUAAAAAUUCUAAAAAUAAAGGAAAGACACGUCAGGAAAGUUGACUAUAAAUUUGCAAUAAUUUCAUCAAAUGACAAACUUUCGAAGAACAUCGAUGAUUUUAUUUAAACAUAUCUGAUGAAAUUUAUGGAAAACAGAAUGCAUACUUUAUUCCUGUGCUGUGUAGCGGCUCAGUUUGUGAUCAUCGCCAGUGCUGCAAGGUCUGACCAGGUAUUAUUAGAUGAUGUGAAGGUCAUCACUUUGCAUUACGGCCAGAUGACAAAGGCCCGGCGGUCCUCAGCUGUUCCUCAGCUUAAAUGUGUGGGAGGGACUGCAGGGUGUUCAGCAUUCAAGCCCCAGACAGUGCAAUGUUACAACAGGGGCUCCGAUGGAUAUGAUAUACAGUGGGAGUGUAAGACGGAUAUGGAUAAUGCGUACAGGUUCGGCAAGCUUCAGGUGUCAUGUGAGGGCUACAGCUACCCAGAUGACCCCUACAUUCUCAGCGGUUCCUGCGGGUUGGAGUACACACUCGAUCUGACGGCGGAGGGUAUGGAAAAAAAGAAUGCUGGUAGCCAUGGUAACCAAUAUCAACAACAUGACUAUGGGGAGAGCUACCAUGACAGAUCACAUCAAAGCUACAACAGCUACAAACACAAAGCCUCCUCCAUAUUUAGUGACCUUUUCACCUUGGCCAUAAUAGCAGUAGUUAUCUACAUGAUAUACAAGUGUGUCAUGGCCACACCCAGUAACCCUCCUGAUGGUCCCCCACCCUCCUAUGAUGACACAUUUAGGUCACAACAUCCUCCAGGCAACCAGCCCCCACCCUAUGGAUUCAGAGAGGAUUACACAUCUGGUGGAAAACAAGACUCAUGUUCAUCAGGCUUCACAAGAAGGCCCACACCGACAGCACCACCCUUCAACGGCACCAACACAGGAACUCCCACAGGGGCAGCUGGGUCAACAGGGGGUGGGUUCUGGUCAGGGGCCUUCACCGGUGGUCUCCUAGGUUACAUGUUCGGCAACCGUAAUAGCACUCAUUAUGGGUACCAGAGGCCCCGCACAAGUUGGUGGGGGGGUAAUGGGUAUGGGAAUGGAGGUGGUUGGGGGACAGGCUGGGGGAAUGGAGGUGGAUGGGGAUCUGGGUGGGGAAAUGGUGGUGGAUGGGGGUCUGGAUGGGGGUCAAGGACAAAUACAAAUUCUCACAGAUCAUCAGGAUUUUCGACAAGUACGUCAUCUGCUCCCAGAAGCACAGGAACAAGAACAGCAUCGGGUUUCGCGAGCACAAGCAGGAGAUAAAGGGAUAAUUUGUGUUGUUGUGUAAAAUAAGCUGAAAAGAUACAGCCGUAAAAAGACCUGUGAUGAGGGCAACCCCACCCUUUUAUUUUUUUAUUUUUAGUUGUUGACCCUGAAAUCCAUUCCUAUUGAUUACAACUAAAAACUUGAUAACAUCUAUGAAGCAUCUUUGGAUUGAUCAUCUGAGCUAUAGUGACGCCAUGUUCAGACACAAGUGGGACUCUUGUAUAAAAUACUUUUGAGUUGAAAGAAUAAUCAUUUUGUGUAUUUAGGGUGUUGAAGUGACUAAGUAUUAACAAAUCUAAUUGACAAAUUACUGAAAUUUUACAGUAAGCAUUUGCUUGGCUGUUUUAAUCGAACAGUAUCUAAACUACCUAGCUUUUUUGCGAAUGUAGCCCCAAACCCAGAUAUAUUAUUUAGGCCUGAUUUGGCCAUUCUUAUUAGUAUAAUUUGAACCCAUUGGUCGAGAGAUAUUUGAUGGAUAAGUCAUUCCUGCUGGUGAAAUCCCAUCAGUGUUGGGAUUGUCAUAUUAUUGAUGUAUUAAAACUAAUCCAUGUGCUUACAAUUAUUUGAAAAUGAUGAACAGCAAUGUAAAUAACACUAGCUCCAUAAAUGAAAUUUGUCUCCCCUUGCUUGUAUGUUUUUUUAACCUGUAAUACUGUGCUCUGCUCUGAGUUAACUUGGUUCAUUAAAUUGUUAAUAAUAUUCUUAAUUGAAUAUUGUGAUUUAUAUCAGCUCUAUCUUUUUGGAAUAUUGGUUUCUACGGUACAUUAAAUGUAAAUUAAUGUUUAUGUCAUGAAGUAUUGAUUUAUUUACAGUUGGGCUAUUACAAGUUUAAAGUUGAAAAUGGUUUGACUAUAGACUUAUAGCGCUCUUGUGUGAAAUUGAUUUUGUGACAUUAUUCAUUUUCUCAAAGUAUGAAAAAUGAUUGUGAACCAAAUUCACAUUCUUCUUUAACAAGUUAAUUUAUGCAUUUCAAAAUUCAAGUAUUUCUUACGUCUUUUCACAACUUUAGAAGUGCAAUGAAUAGAUUUGUGCCAGAUGUAAAUAAGCUGGGUUUUGUUGUUGACAUGAACUGAGUUAUAUCAAUCCAGUGUUUAUUCCCCCCAAUCACAAUUAAUAUUAUUUUUUAUACUUUUUGCACAUAAGUAAUAGCUGAAUUUAUGGAAUUUACGAAUUAUAAAUAGAGUAUUUUGUCCACUUCGUGGAUAUUUUUUCUGUCUCCCAUUAUCACACUGAAAGAGUGUCUUUAAACAAUAGCUGAUUUUAUUUUGAACAGUGCUAUACAUGGUGUUAACAUGAGAGAGUGUAAUGUAGUUCUCACUUUUCUGUUUUCUUAACCUGAAAUUGGUUUAUCAUGUAUCUGCCUAUAUACACAAUUUCAUAUUCAUAUGUUUGUGCGUUUUAUGUUGAUAUUAUUUUUAUUUACUUUUGUCUGUGUUCUGAAAUAUAAUCUGGCAGUCUGGAUUGCCUGACCAUAUCACUUUGUUAAUGGUUUCUUACCAUGUGGUACGCCAGGUACCAAACAAUAUAGUCUGGUUUCUGUUAAACUUAAAGUAUUUUUAACAUGUAAAUUAUCUUUAUUUUGAAAAUAAACCUAUCAAAUAACAAA